GAAGUGCUCGGAUUUCUACCGGGCGUCCCUUUUCCCAAAAGAUAAGCUCAUGUUGUCUUUGAGCGAUACCCCAUUGGGCCCACAGGCGAACGUCGAGUCCCAGCCUUCAAGUUGCCCUCCCGAGCAUCAGCAUCAGUCCCGCUGUCCCCAGUCCCGAGCUGACUUCCACGCCGCGGAAGACGCCUACUACCGCGACCCCGCGAACGACACCUUGCUCCAAUUUCAGCCCUCUCAGCCCUUCAUGUCUAUCCAAGAGCACGGGAGGAAAAUAAUGGAAAAAGAACGAGAGCAACGACAAAAGAAGGAGCUAGGUCUGUCAGGGGAGCCCAUGUACAUGGCAAAACGCAUACGUUUCUACCUGUUGUUCUUGUUUCUUCCCGUCGCUCUCAGAUGAGAGAUUGGCGUCCGAUCCUGUUUUUGCGGAAAACUACCGUCUCUCUCGCUUGAUGGAAUGUGAGUCUGUAUGGACGAGGAAAAGGCAAUACCGACCGUCGACGAUGAAUGGCUCUUUCCUGUCUAUACCAUGCAGUUGAGUAUGUGUUUGGCAACCACAUUGAGGAGCUAGACUCGAACUGCUCUGAAGGUGAGCAAACAUGCAUUUGUGUUCGCAAGAUAUGUGCUCUGUGUCUGUCUCUGCCUGCCUGUGUGCGUGUUGUGCAGAGCCAGUUCUUACCAAUUGGCCACAGCGGUCCCGCCAUGUCACGCCCCCAAUGCUCUCCUCGCCUCUGCUGCAUGCAGCCACGCCAGCUGACAGUGACUCUGGAUCGGGCGGAUCCACCCCGCGGACACUCGGCCGUCCCUCUGUGGGCUGUUGGCCCUGUUCUUCGAAGGCCGAGCCGCUGAACUCACACUCUGAUCAUCGGCCCAACUCACAUUUAGGAGAGCCCAAUUCGGUCCCUCAACCGGUGUGGCAGCGGCUGUGGAGCUUUGUCUGUGCGCUGCCGGGGAAUGUGUGGCGGGGCUGCCGCAAAGUGUGGGACUCCAUCUGUGCCUGGUGCCAUCGGUGCCUUGUGGGAGACAAGAAGAGCCGCUGAGGGCCAAAAUGGCCUGCACGGGGGAGAGACGUGGCAAGGACGCCGAAAGGCUGAGAUUAGCAUCUGCCGUUCGGACGCCCUCGUGACGUGCUCUGCACCUUGUCAGGCGUUUACUGACCAGCGAUUCACAAGUCUCUGGGAGGCCGACAUAUUCGGUGCCUCCUUCCCUGCACCAGAGAGGGACGCCAUGACGCAGGGGACCACCUUAGGUGCCAUCAUGACGAGCGCCGCUACCCCAGUGUUUUCGCCGGCUUGAGGAACAGCUUGAGUACCUCGCAAGUGACUGACUCUUGAGGUUCUUGGGCAAGGAAAGGACGCCGUGUCUCGCGUAUGAAAGACAAUGCGACCGAGCCAUCUGUUGACUAGAGGGAUUCAGGGUCUGAGUGGCAGUUUCGCUCGUUUCCGCUACCAUUUGUCGCUUUCUUGGGCAUGUCUCUUGUGACGGGACAAACGGUCUUUUCAUUUCUGUCUUCUGGUAUUUUUCUGACGCCACCACGUACUGGGGAUUUGCUGCUCAUACUGUGGUGCACUGAUUGAUGACGUGUCAAAUGUUUGUGGCUAUCGCCGCUGCUUUUACUGGCGACUUUCGAUCAUGGGAUGUCAGGCAGGCAUGGAGAUUUUUCUGUGAAUGGCGAGUGGGACACAACUAAGACAGGGCAGCGGGGCAGCAGUUCAUCAAGAGUGCCAUCGAGCUUCAGCCACUUCCUGGUACUUCCUGGGCAGUCUCUGUUGACGCCCAUGGACGACAACAACGACAGAAGGAGCUUGAUCGUUGACGCAUA
Molecule: messenger RNA, 1816 nt
Organism: Vitrella brassicaformis
Lineage: Eukaryota; Vitrellaceae
Source: the annotation of a GenBank genome assembly